CUUAAAAAAGUGUUGGCAUCAGCAUACAGCUACAGCUGGGGUUGAACUUUGUCCUACCUCCAGAUAGAAAAACAACAUGCAGAGUAUAAAAGGGAGGAGUAGAGGAGGAAGAGACUUGUUUUUGUUCAAGGAGUUCCAACAACGCAGAGCCGAGCACAGAGAACAGAACUUUUUAAUCAAAAGAUUUGGAGCGGUGAGGAGGCGCCACAGGGAUGUGGGCGUGCCUUAGCCUGCUCCUCACUCUGUGCCUGCUCCAUGGGGGCGGUGCAGAGAGUGAUGGGGGUGGGCCUCGCUGUCAGCUGCCUCCAGCCUGGAAGAUAGGGGAGGUGGAGCCAAUGAAUGGGGCGAUGGGCCAGGUGACGGUGCUGGCUCUUUUCCAGGCCAGCUGAUUGUUCUGCUUGGUGCAGGCUUCCAGAAUGGAUGGCCUGCGCCAGAAGCUGGAGGGUCAGGGUCUGAAAGAUGUGGUCUACAUGGUCGUCAACCAGCAGGGGGAGCAAGCACGGCGCCUGCACAACAUGCUGGCACAGAGACUGUCAGAGAACAUCACGCUCUACAAACAGCCCGAGCAACAGCCUGAUGUCUGGCAGACACUGAGCGGACAGAAAGAUGACUUUCUCAUUUAUGACAGGUGUGGCCGCCUCACUCACAAAAUUUCUCUCCCAUAUUCCAUCAUUGGACUAGGCCAUAUUGAGGGUGCGAUCAAAGAUACCUACUGCAAACGCAUAUGUGGGGACUGCACUCAUGAGAGAACUGAGACACCAGAAGGGUGCAUGGAGAAAGCAGACACACUGCCUGACGCAGACGCUACCCCAGCUGCAAAGGAAGACACUGGGAAUGGUCACGGUCAUGGUCACAGGCAUGGUCACCACCACGGUCAUCACCAUGGCUUUAACCAUGGUGUUCAGCCCCGUGGCCAUGAUCACAACCAUGGUCAUCACCAUGGAAGCCAUGAUGGCCAGCAAAGUGUUGGGCAACAUAAUCUAGAUGUAGGCCAGGUGCAGAUGUCACAGGAGGCCCAUGAGGUCCCUUUGAAGCCCUGAGUGAAUGAAGUUAGGUGAAAGUCAAAGUACAGCUGACAGUUGAGAGCAGGCUCUGACAAUGCAGCCGCUCCUAAAGCCAGCUGAUGCUGACACUGACGCAGGCUGUUCGGCGAUGCAGGGAGUGAGCAACUGGUCGGUCUGUGACACUGUGACGAGGCGCUGCCCGCCUCCUGACAGUGACACGGACAGGGAGUCGAUGCAGCCAAUCGUGUUGCGGAGACCUGACAGUGACGCUCGCCUCCUGCUGCCUGACAGCAGCCUCAGCCGGCCCAAUGAGCCUGACCCCAAGGUGUGAGCUGAGGAUGAGAGCAGCUGUAAGCUGGAUCUCUGACAUCAGCCUCAUAUUAAUACCAGAAACAUCGGGGCCAAGUGCUCUUUUUACCAACAAGUAUUACCCUGGGAGAGGGCAGGGACAGUCCCUGACAGCAUGCAUAAUGAGACAGAUGAACAUGAGUCCCAGAUCACAUUGAUAAAGAUUAAAUAAACUUGAUAAACACAUCAAGCAAAACAUGCAUUGACAGCUUGUUAACUUGUCACAUUUGGCAACAGCAAUGCAAAUAAUUUGACUAAACCUUAAAGAUUAUAUGACUUGUUUCACCUAUCUCCGCUUAUCUGUCAGUGGCUUGCUCUCAUCCUUUCUCAGAAGUGUAGUUGUCAUGUUCACAAAUGACCUCCUCCAUUUUGCUCUCUCCAUCCUUUAUGAAACCAGGCGCAGAAACUACGCUCUAGUGGCGUCUGUAUGAAGUCAGGCAGGAGAGAGAGGAGAAGGUAGUUCAGGAACAUGAUGAAUAAACAUCUCAAAGUUCAGUAUCCAAGGAUAUUUGAAGGAACAGAAAAAAAUAAGAUAGAUUCUUUAAAUACUGCAACAAAUUAGGCAGGGAGUCAGAUAAUUACCUGAAAGCACUGGCCCGCUAAUGGGAAAAAUAAGUCAUAAAAACAUUUUAAAGCAAAUUGAGUUCAUCCCAAUGAUGUGUUUGGAGGUAGCGCAAGCUAUUGAUUAUUGUUCUUGAUUACAUGUAACAGCAGUAACUACCAUAAUUUUUUUUUUACUUAAGUCUGCAAGCUUAAACACAUGGCAGGAGUAUAUUUUACCACAUUUCAAAUGUUGAGUACGAGAUGCUCCUGUAUGUUUUCUUUGCAUUUUCUGGAUUUGCUUUGUUGCAAAUUACACACAUAUAUACAAGGCUUGCUUAAAACAAAUUCAUGACUCUAUUGUUUAGAAAAAGGCAGAGGGGAAAUGAAAGUGGAGCAAUGACUGAUGGUGGGAAUACACUCAGUACUUAAUGAAGGUUUCGGCGGAAAGAUAACAAUAACCUUGAAAAUCUGAUGCUUGUACAGAGAACUGUAUUAUGUUAAGGCUGUCAAACAUGGAAACUGAGAGUGGAAUAAA
This is a messenger RNA of Etheostoma cragini (Arkansas darter), 2430 nucleotides long. It is a transcript of the gene selenop, whose product is annotated as selenoprotein P. Gene Ontology annotation, cellular component: extracellular region. The transcript is spliced from 5 exons. The record is from RefSeq and is a predicted model, not a curated record. Gene Ontology annotation, biological process: selenium compound metabolic process. Lineage: Eukaryota; Metazoa; Chordata; Actinopteri; Perciformes; Percidae. Gene Ontology annotation, molecular function: selenium binding.